Messenger RNA from Coffea arabica (coffee), 2250 nucleotides. RefSeq names its product protein GRAVITROPIC IN THE LIGHT 1-like. The record is from RefSeq and is a predicted model, not a curated record. Gene Ontology annotation, biological process: response to red or far red light; negative gravitropism. Lineage: Eukaryota; Viridiplantae; Streptophyta; Magnoliopsida; Gentianales; Rubiaceae.
CCAAACCAAACAUUUAUGUGCUACUACUGGAAACCAGAGCAAAAUCGUCAAAUAAAGCUUAACAAGAAUUGACCAGACGCUGCAGCAAUAGUUUUGGUUCCCAAUGCUUUAAUAGCUAGCUGUUGGAGAAUUCCCCCAGUCCCCGCUUUGUUGUCCAUGUUCGUCUUUUUCUACUUGUCUCUCUUCCCUCCCCCAGAUUCACCUCAUUUUUCUCCUCCUCCUCCGCCUUUCCUUUUCUUCAAACUCUCUCUCGUCGAUUCUCUACGCUCCCCAAAACAGUACAAAAAACCGUUCUCCAAUCUCACUCCCACUCCCACCAACCCAUUCAUUUCUUCCUCUUCAAAGUUCAACCAAUCAGUGAAAUAACUCGAUGUUUUUUUGAUCAAAAUAAUCAAAUCUCAGGUCCAAAAAGUAGCCUUUCUUUGCUUCAAUGCUUGGUCUCUUCUGAUGCUAGCCCACGAGUCUUCCUUGAAGGGAGUAAUCAGAAGGCGAUUAUUGUGUUUUCUGGAUUCUUGAGACCUCGGAAGAUGAGAUUUAGCCUGGGAUGAAGAGGAAGUGAAGGUUUCCGGUGCUGACCACUAAAAUAUUCAUCAAGAUGGAUUCGGUGGACAGGUCUGCAGUUACCCCAAAUAAGAGCAAGAGUAGAUUGGCGCGCACGUUUGCUAAGGUUUUGCACAUUCGAGCAGUAACUGGGAUAGCUCCAGAUGAUGGAAUCCAGAAGAUUAAUUCCCCUGAAAAUGUUAAGAGUAAUUUGGUAAAGAACAAAAGCCAUUUGCAGCCAUUUGAUGAUGAGGAUGAGAAGCUAUGCAGUAGAGCGGCUACAGAGGCAUUUGUAGCCAAGCUUUUUGCCAGUGUCUCAUCUGUUAAAGCAGCGUACGCCCAGCUUCAAUAUGCUCAGUCUCCUUACGAUCCUGAUGGAAUUCAGACAGCAGAUGAGAUGGUGGUAUCAGAGUUGAAGAAUGUGUCAGAACUGAAGCAAUGUUACUUGAAGAAGCAAAUCGAUGAAUCUUCCCCUGAAACCACUCAGAUCUUGGCCGAAAUUCAGGAGCAGAAGAGCUUGCUGAAAACAUACGAAAUAAUGGGAAAGAAACUAGAUUCGCAGCUCAAACUGAAGGACUCCGAGCUCACAUUUCUCAGAGAGAAACUGGAGGAAGCCAAUAAAGAGAACAAGUUGCUAGAGAAGAGAUUGAAUUCAAGCGGGCAGUUAUCAUCAGCUCUUGAUAACGUUCACUUGUCAAGCUUAAGCCCCAGUCACUUUAUUACAUUUGUUCGGCAGACAAUUAAGUCUAUUCGGAGCUUUGUUCGGUUGCUCAUCAGUGAGAUGGAAUCUGCAGAGUGGGAUCUAGAUGCUGCUGCCAGUUCAAUUGAGCCUGGCGUUGCCUUUUGGAAAAACAGCCAUAAAUGCUAUGCAUUCGAGUCAUUUGUCUGCCGAGAAAUGUUUGAUGGUUUCAAUCAGCCCGACUACUCAAUUUCAAAGGAAUCUUUGCCUGAGCAGAAGAAACGGCGACGGGUAUUCUUUGAAGGAUUCAGGGAAUUGAAGUCUGUGAAACCAAUGGAUUACCUAGCUUGGAAGCCUAAAUCCGCAUUUGCAAAGUUCUGUCGCGCUAAAUACUUGACACUGAUUCAUCCCAAGAUGGAAACAUCUCUUUUCGGCAAUUUGGACCAGAGAAAUUUAGCGAAUGCAGGGGAAUACCCAGAGACAACGUUUUUUGCUGCGUUUGCAGAGAUGGCGAAGCGCAUUUGGCUACUACAUUGCCUUGCCUUAUCUUUCAAACCGGAAGCCUCAAUCUUUCAAGUGAACAAGAGGAGUAGAUUCUCAGAAGUUUACAUGGAAAGCGUGAGCGAGGAAGCAUUCCUGUCAUCUGAUGGUUCGCCGGAAUCCGAGCCUCGGGUGGCUUUUACCGUAUUUCCAGGGUUUAGGAUAGGCAAAACUGCUGUUCAGUGUCAGGUUUAUCUUUGCUAGUAGAUAUGCAUGGAUGGGGAUCAAGGCAUUUACGCGCCAUCUUGGUCGACCCCAUUAGCGUCAAAAGCCUGAUCUGGAGGCCACCGGCUUCAAUAUUUUUUAUUUUGCACUGUUAGAUUUUGUAGAUUUGACAGGGCCAUGGCUGGUUAUGGGUUCUUUUUGUCCCCCCCUUUAAUCUGGAAAGGAAAGCGCGUUGACUGUUUGGUAUGGGACCAAAGUUGGUGAAUCUUCGCUCUGUUUUGGUAAUAUAAUACUAUGAUAUAUGUUCCUAAGCUUGCUCAUGUCAA